AUGGGUAAAUCACCAGGAAAAUGGAUCAAAACUGUUUUGUUUGGGAAGAAGUCAUCCAAAUCAAAUAUACCAAGAGGAAGAGAGAAGCUUGUUAAUAAAAAAGAAGGAGUUGUUACUUCCAAGGUUUCAGAAACUGGUUUGGCUUUGGAGCCAACCACCGAUACCAUUACCAUUCCCAGACACGAGGAAGAGCUGGAGCUGGAGAGUAGAGAAGCAGAAAAUGUUUUGCCUGAUAAUCAAGAAAUUGACACAGUGGGACCUGUUCAUCAAGAUGCACCACUUGAUCCAGAAAUAUUGAGGCGGGAGGAAGCAGUUACGAAAGCACAGGCUGCUUUCAGGGGUUAUUUGGCUCGGAGAGCAUUCAGAGCCCUUAAAGGCAUAAUAAGGUUACAAGCACUUAUUCGUGGGCACUUGGUUAGAAGACAAGCUGUUGUUACAUUAUGCUGUAUGUAUGGAAUUGUCAAAUUACAAGGACUUGUUCAGGGACAAAGAGUUAGACAGUCUGAUGUUGGAUUUGAAAUUCAUGAGAAGUGCAAUCUAUUAAAGCUUCAGGAUGACAAACCUGUCAAGCCAAUUGCUAUAUCUGAUAAAAUUCUGAAGCUGUCAGCCAAUAAUUUCAUCCGAAAGCUUAUUGCUUCCUCUACUACAAUAAUGGCCCUGCGUUUGCAAUAUGUCCGCGGUGAUCCAAAUUCAGUCCUAAGUUGGUUGGAGCGCUGGUCAGCAUCUCGGUUUUGGAGGCCAAUUCCCCAACCCAAGAAAAUCCGGGAUACUAAGUCUCAGAAAAAGCAGGGUAAUAUUGCAACUGGAGAUGCUCAAACAAGCAAGUCAAAACGUACCCACAGGAAGCUUUCUACUGCAAAUUUUGACCUAGCCCCAGCACAAGCAAAUCCUGAAUUUGAAAAACCAAAACGAAAUGUAAGGAAAUUUCCAAGCCAACCCUCUGAUCCUGUGCUGGAAAAUCCCCAAAUUGAGCUUGAGAAGAUUAAGCGAAACUUGAGAAAGGUUCAUAACCCAGUUGUUGAGACUUCAGUUCUGUCAGAAGUUGAAUCUGAGACUCAGAAGCCACAUCUGGAAAAAGAAACAGUUGCCUCAAGUGUCGGUGUUUCAGAACAAGCAGUCAUCAGUUCUAAUGAAAGAAUCAAGAAGGAAGCAAUGAAAAUCAUUUCCAGUGAGCUGGAUAUUGGAAUUACUGCUGGAGGUUUAGUUAGUAAGGUGUUUGACACUCCAAGCAGUUAUCAGGUGAAUGUGGAAUCAAAGCCCUUGACAGAUAUUACCAGUAAAGAUGAGAACAUUUCUGAUGAUGAAAUGAAAAAUGAGUCCAUAGAUUUAGUUGAGACUAGCAAAGAUGAAAAUUCUCACUUAACCAAUGGAGGUUUGAGUCACAAGGAAGAUCAAACAGGUAGUGAAAAUCAGAAACCAAUCCGAAAAGCCUCAAUUGUAGCUAAGCAGGAACGUGUCGAGAACGGUGCACAUAAUAGCCCGACAGUACCUAGUUAUAUGGCAGCAACUGAAUCUGCCAAAGCAAAAUUACGGGCUCAAGGAUCCCCGAAAAUUGGACAAGAUGGAAGUGAGAAAAACAACAAUCCUCGGCGACAUUCUCUGCCAUCUUUAACUAACAGCAAAAUCAGUUCUCAUUCACCUAGGACACAGAGGCCAGUUCAUUCAGGUGGUAAAGGGGCCCACAAAAGUGACAAAGCUGUAUCUUCUGUGGUUGGAAACGGCAAGGUAGUUCAAGCAGAAUGGAAGAGGUAA
This is a messenger RNA of Vicia faba (fava bean), 1752 nucleotides long. NCBI's taxonomy places the organism in Eukaryota, Viridiplantae, Streptophyta, Magnoliopsida, Fabales, Fabaceae. The record is from the annotation of a GenBank genome assembly.